UUCUUCUUCCGAUCUCCAUCAACCCUCAAUCUCUGUCUGUCGCUUUCUCUCUCUCUCUAACACACACAUUUCUCGCCGGGGAACUCAAAAAAACCCCGGAAUCCGCCAUGGAAGAUGAAUAGAAUCAUACAGUCGCCGGCGUCCAAGUUCCGCCCCUUUCGGCGAUACCUUGACGGCUCGUCCACCGAUAAGACUACCGGCGUGGCGACCGCCACGGACGAACACCCUAAUUACAUCCUCCUCCGUUACCAAAUCCUCGACCCUGACAGCGACAUUGUCGCGCAAUGGAAUCGCUUGUUUCUAGUGACAUGCCUGAUUGCGCUAUUCAUCGAUCCGAUGUAUUUCUACACGUCGUCUGUCGGGGGACCUGCCUGCCUGACAUCGGAGGUGAAUCUGGGAAUAGUGAUCACGUUCUUCAGAACGGUGAUGGAUCUGUUCUUCUUGCUGCACAUGGUGCUCAAAUUUCGAACCGCGUAUGUGGCUCCGAGCUCUAGGGUUUUCGGAAGGGGAGAGCUGGUUAUGGAUGCCAGAGCCAUUGCAAAGCGCUAUUUGAAAUCUGAUUUUGUGAUUGAUCUCGCCGCCACUCUCCCCCUCCCACAAAUAGUGAUGUGGUUGGUGAUUCCAGCAACAAGACAUUCAAGGGUGGAUCAUGCCAACAACACAAUCGCUCUCCUUGUUCUUCUCCAAUACGUUCCAAGGCUGUUCCUCAUCUUCCCUCUCAACCAACGCAUCAUCAAAACCACUGGCGUUGUUGCCAAAACUGCCUGGGCUGGUGCUGCCUACAAUCUCAUCCUCUACAUGCUUGCCAGUCAUGUGUUGGGAUCUACAUGGUAUUUGUUGUCCAUAGGGAGACAGUUCGCAUGCUGGAAAUCAGAGUGUGCAAAGGAAAAUGCGUCCAAAGUUCUAACAUGUCUUCCCAUCUUCUUGGAUUGCAACAGUUUGAAUGACACUGACAGACAAUAUUGGCUGAAUGUCACUCAUGUUACUUCCAAAUGCGAUCCAAGGAAUGAAAACAUUAGGUUCAAGUUUGGAAUGUUCUCUGAUGCUUUCACCAGUGAUGUUGCCUCCUCCCAUUUCAUUGCUAAGUACUUUUAUUGUCUUUGGUGGGGCCUCAGAAAUUUAAGUUCUUACGGGCAAACUUUGGACACAACAACUUACCUUGGCGAGACAUUAUUUUGCAUAUCAACGUGCAUAGUUGGGUUGAUCUUAUUUUCACAACUCAUUGGCAAUAUGCAGACAUAUUUGCAGUCAAUGACAGUAAGACUCGAAGAAUGGAGGAUAAAGAGAAGGGACACUGAAGAAUGGAUGCGACGUCGUCAAUUACCACCAGAUUUGCAAGAACGAGUUCGACGAUUCGUUCAAUAUAAAUGGCAGGCCACGAGAGGAGUUAACGAAGAAUCUAUAUUGCGUUCAUUGCCCAUUGACCUUCGCCGUGAGAUUCAACAACAUUUGUGUUUGUCGCUCGUUCGUCGUGUUCCUUUCUUCUCACAAAUGGACGAUCAACUUCUCGAUGCCAUAUGCGAGCGCCUCGUCUCGUCCUUGUGUACCCAAGGAACGUAUAUCGUACGAGAGGAUGACCCAGUUAACGAAAUGUUGUUUAUUAUAAGAGGACAACUAGAGAGCUCGACAACAAAUGGCGGUCGUUCUGGCUUUUUCAACUCAAUCACAUUAAAACCAGGUGAUUUUUGUGGUGAAGAACUAUUGACAUGGGCUUUGAUGCCAAGUUCCAGUUUGAAUAUGCCUUCUUCUACUCGAACCGUCCGAGCACGUACAGAAGUUGAAGCCUUCGCCCUUCGAGCUGAGGAUCUCAAGUUCGUCGCUGGACAAUUCAAACGCCUGCAUAGCAAGAAACUACAACAUGCGUUUAGAUACUAUUCCCAUCAAUGGAGGACCUGGGGUGCUUGCUUAAUUCAAGUAGCUUGGAGGAGGCUUAAGAAGAGAAAAUUGGCAAAGAAAUCAGUAUUCAGAAACAGCUUAAGCUAUGGAGAUUCUAUACAAGAAGAUAUUGAAUACGACGUCGAGCUAGCAGAAGAAAACUACGACGACAACGACGACGACAGUGAUGAGGACAUGUCUACUGCAGACUACAUGAACAAAACUCAGCAUCUAGGUGCUACACUUUUGGCUUCAAAGUUUGCUGCCAAUACUAGAAAAGGAGUUCAUCUAAAAGCCCAAAAAUCCAAAGCUUCUAGUUUGAAAAUGCCAAAGUUGUUUAAACCAGAUGAACCUGAUUUUUCUAUGGAUGGAUGAAAUGUUUACUUCUUCCCUUAAACUAAACUCAAAGAAAAAUCUUAACAAAAUAGUUAGAAAACAUAAUUAACACAAGUCCAUGUAAAGAUCCUUGUAGAUUACCAGUGCUAAUUACAUUACGCAGAUCCCAUUUG
This is a messenger RNA of Cucurbita moschata (crookneck pumpkin), 2384 nucleotides long. RefSeq names its product cyclic nucleotide-gated ion channel 18. Gene Ontology annotation, molecular function: monoatomic ion channel activity. Lineage: Eukaryota; Viridiplantae; Streptophyta; Magnoliopsida; Cucurbitales; Cucurbitaceae. Gene Ontology annotation, cellular component: membrane. The record is from RefSeq and is a predicted model, not a curated record. Gene Ontology annotation, biological process: monoatomic ion transport; transmembrane transport. The coding region runs from base 115 to 2250 and encodes 711 amino acids. The transcript has 6 exons.